Liolophura sinensis is the source of this 2200-nucleotide messenger RNA. Its product is annotated as U4/U6 small nuclear ribonucleoprotein Prp31-like. The coding region runs from base 229 to 1710 and encodes 493 amino acids. Gene Ontology annotation, cellular component: U4 snRNP; U4/U6 x U5 tri-snRNP complex; precatalytic spliceosome. Gene Ontology annotation, biological process: mRNA splicing, via spliceosome; spliceosomal tri-snRNP complex assembly. NCBI's taxonomy places the organism in Eukaryota, Metazoa, Mollusca, Polyplacophora, Chitonida, Chitonidae. The record is from RefSeq and is a predicted model, not a curated record. The transcript has 14 exons.
GAGCGGUGCUUGACGAAAAACGUGCGUGGAUGUAGGGUGAAGAUAUGUAGUUAUCGCCCCAACUGGUUUCAUUCAAACUCCAGCGAACUCACCAGCGAAAGCAAUUAAAAGCAUUUAAAAGUAACUGCUCUCUUGAAAUCUGUUUCACGUAAAAUUGAGAUUGGAUAGACCAGACAGAUAAAUAAAUUAGCCACAUUGUGUUGCAGAGAAGAAAGAGGAUCCCCAACCAUGUCAUUGGCAGACGAGUUACUGGCAGAUCUAGAAGAGGGAGGUGAUGCCUUAGGAGAAACUGACAGCGAAGCUCUUAAUGAACUAACAGAAGUUGAAGAUGUUCUCAUGGAAACCGAUAUGUCAAAGGGGCGAACCUCUGUCCGAUCUGUUGCUAAAUUGCGGGACAGCGAUCAGCUGAAAGAAAUUUUGUCUCAAAUUCACAAAUACCAGAGUGGAACAAAGAAAAGAGAUGUGUCUGGACCAGUUGAAGCAGAUCCAGAGUAUUUACUUAUAGUGGAGGCCAACAACCUUACAGUUGAAAUUGAUAAUGAGAUCAAUGUUAUCCACAAAUUCACCAGAGAUAUUUAUUCUAAGAGAUUUCCUGAACUGGAAUCAUUGGUCCCAAUUCCAAUGGAUUAUUGUAGGACAGUAAAGGAAUUAGGUAACAAUAUCCUGGAGAACUCCAAGAGUAGUGAAGUUUUACAGGAAAUACUGACUCCAGCUACCAUCAUGGUGGUUAGUGUUACAGCCUCCACCACACAAGGUUCUGAACUUGGAGAGGAAGAUAUGGCAUUGGUGAUAGAAGCUUGUGAUAUGGCUGUGGAUUUGAAUAAUUACAAGUCAGAGAUAUUUGAGUAUGUCGAAUCCAGAAUGUCCUUUAUCGCCCCUAAUCUCUCUAUUAUUGUUGGUGCACCAAUUGCUGCCAAACUCAUGGGUUCAGCUGGAGGCCUGACUAACCUCUCCAAGAUGCCAUCAUGUAACAUUCAGGUAUUAGGUGCGCAGAAGAGAACAUUGUCAGGAUUCUCCUCCACAGCUAUCCAGCCUCACACAGGCUACGUCUUCCACUCAGAAAUAGUUCAGGAUACACCAGCGGAUCUGAGGAAGAAGGCCGCCCGUUUGGUUGCUGCUAAGUGUACCCUUGCUGCUAGAGUGGACAGUUUUCAUGAGAGUCUGGAUGGAACAGUGGGAGAUAAUCUAAAAGCAGAGAUCAUGCAGAAACUGGACAAGUUACAGGAACCUCCACCUGUGAAACAGGUCAAACCACUUGCCCCGCCUAUAGAUUCUCAGCGCAAGAAGAGAGGGGGCAGAAGAGCUCGCAAGAUGAAGGAACGUCUUGGACUUACAGAAAUGAGAAGGCAGGCAAACAGAAUGAACUUUGCAGAGAUUGAAGAGGAUGCUUACCAGGAUGACCUUGGCUUCUCAUUGGGCACACUGGGUGGAAAAACCGCUUCAGGCAGAGUCCGAGGACCAGCUGUAGACUCAAAAACAAAGGCCAGGAUCUCCAAAACUUUACAGCAAAAACUCUCCAAGCAGAACAAUGUAUGGGGAGGAAGUACAACAGUGAAGAAGCAGAUAGCAGGAACAGCAUCCAGUGUAGCCUUCACACCUCUACAGGGUUUAGAGAUUGUCAAUCCACAAGCAGCUGAGAAAAGGGUGCAAGAAGCGAACCAGAAAUAUUUCUCAAGUACAGCAAGUUUUCUCAAGUUAAAACAGAAAUGAAGAACAAAUAUGAAGUGUCUUUCCAAUAUAAGAGACCAUUUCCACUUACCAUUCAGCUAACUGGCUACAAUCUCUGACUUGAUGUCUUUAAGUGGAAGCUCUGCAGCUUUUACUAAAUGCCCCUUUAGGAAACAGUAAGCUGUGAGAGCAUUCAAGUGGCCGGUCACAAACUCUGUUAAUCCACUGUGACAUCACCCUUAGCACAGUGAGGGCAAAGUGCAAAUGUGUGAUGCACCAUCAUCACUUCUAUCCUGGAAAGCUGGAAGUCCUGAGGAAACAAGUCUAGCUUGCAGUAUAAAAUGCAGUAGGGCCUAUAUCUAAACUGAUCAUCGAUGAAAUUAGUUUGCAAAGACAAAAUGUAUCAUAAUCCUACAAAGACCUGAUGGUACAUAUAUAGACCAUACUGAACAGAAUCGGCAAGCUCUCUACUUCAGCUUGUGAAAUUUUCUUGGUAAACCAUGCCAUUUGCCAGAUAAAUAAACAUGACCUA